GUUUGCAUCUGUGCCUUUCACUUGCAAGCAGUUGUGGGUUUCUGAUUUACAGUCAAACAGAAGCAGAGUAAUAACCGCCAUGUGCACACAGGGCAGCUGCAGGAACACGAAGAAGAACAGGAGAGGGGAAGAACCACUCAUCUGUACACAGAUUUGAGGGGAAACGGAUGACUGCUCUGAGGAGACUAACAUUUCUACUGUAGAAGAGACCUGAAAAGACUGAAAGCAUCACUUAAAUGAGGAUAACAGGACGGCUGGACAACUUUCAAAGAAGGACAUUGCGCGUAAAGGACUUUUGAAGCCAAUAAAAAAGGUAUUUUGUGACGAUCCUGCAAACUCAAGAUUUUAUGACAAGACGAACAUACUGAGAAUUCUUUAAGAUUUUCUUGUCUGUUGGACAAGACUGGAGUAACAAGUUGAGAAGAGGAUUUACCUGCUUUAUUGUAAAUGUUCCAAACUACCAGCCUCUAAAGAUGAAUAACAGCAUGUGCGACAAAAGUGAUGACUUCAAGUACCCUCUCUAUAGUUGGGUUUUUAGUCUUGUGUUUGUGGUCGGACUUCUCUUCAACACGGCGGCUGCGUAUAUUUUUGGUUGUACAGUGAAGCUGCGGAACGAGACCACAACGUACAUGAUAAAUCUCAUUGUCUCAGACUUGCUCUUUGUCUUCAGCCUGCCUUUUCGGAUAGUGUACUUUGUUAAACGUGACUGGAUAUUUACAAGUGUGCUCUGCAAGAUUUCUGUGGCCUUGUUCUACACCAACAUGUAUGGCAGCAUUCUGUUCCUCACCUGCAUCAGUGUUGACCGUUUUCUGGCCAUCGUGUACCCUUUCCGGUCUCAGACAAUUCGUACUAGAAGAAAUGCCAAACUGGCCUGCCUCACAGUGUGGGUGAUGGUUCUCUCUGGAAGUAUACCAACAGGAUUCCUUCUGGACACCACUUCACCCAACAAUACAAACUCCUCACAAAAUUUCUGCUUUGAGAACUAUUCAAAAAAACAGUGGAAGUCUGAGCUGUUCAACGUGGUGGUGUUCAUCGAGACUGUGGGCUUCAUCCUCCCAUUGAUGAUCAAUGUUUUCUGCUCAGUCAUGGUGUUACGGACCCUGAGGAGACCCCAAACCCUCAGUCGUGGAGGGAACCACAACAAGACUAAAGUCUUAAGGAUGAUCAUUGUGCAUCUGCUCAUCUUUUGCUUUUGUUUCAUUCCCUACAACGUCAAUCUCAUUUUCUAUGCCCUAGUCCGCUCCAAUAUCUUAACGGGAUGCUAUGCAGAACUUGUGGUCAGAACCAUCUACCCCAUUGCUCUCUGCAUAGCAACGAGCAAUUGCUGCUUUGAUCCAGUCGUUUACUACUUUACUUCAGAGACUAUUCAAACUUCCAUCAAAAGAAAAACAACAGCAUGGCAAAAUGGAAUGAAAAUAUUUGACAGAUUACAAAUGGACAGCACACAAAGCAGCUCAAAUACAAUUCCUAAGAACCUCACACUGAGAACCAACACAUUUGCAAAUGAGUCCACAGUCUGAUGAAAGUUCUAAUGUGUGGCAUGAUUAAUAAUUCAGUAUGCAUGAGAGGAUAACCAGUGACUUUGAAACAAACAAUGUGGUUACUAAGUAGUCACGCCCAUCCGGAAGCCACAGAGACCUUUGACUGGGGCUAAAGACACUGAUCCCAAUUCAGCCGAUAAAAGAGUUGGAAAAUAACUGCGUUGCAACAUAAAAACCUUUAUCAGGGCAACAGUUCAAAACUCAAGUUAUAAAACCAUUCAUUUAAUAAAGGUGUGUUUCUGUAAAGUAGCAAUGAAAUGACAAGUGGUGCCAUAAGUGUUUUGACACAAACAGUAUUUGUGGUCUUAAUCCUCAAAGCUGCCACUCCUUUAGCAACUGUGAACCAGUGUUAUAGCUCUAUUAAUGUGCAUUUUAUAAAUAUUUAUGUAACAUGUGAACCCUUUAAGAGUUUAAUGCACUUUAUAGAGUGAUUUGCUCUAUACAUUCUUUUUUUCCUGAAUGCUGACAGUGAAUUAAAAAGUUACAAGCUUUUUUUUUAAAGGUUUGUGUAUUUAAUUUGAUUGUUAACUUUGAUUGUUUGAGAGAUUGCUAUGAAAUGUUUGGCAAAAAAAAAAAACAAACAACCUGUAUCAGUUGUUCCUCUGACAUUGGGUGCAACCAAGUCAUUUAUCUAGACAAUCAGUCAUACACCUACUAACAACACAGAUAAACGUGCUAUGGCUGGGCUGUAAAAAAACCCCACAACUUAGUCAGUUCUGAAGUGUACAUUUAGGUGUGGUCAACACUGCACCAGCACACUGCUAAAAACCUCUGCAUUGUUUAUUUCUGUGGAGGAUGUAUCUAAAUGCCUUUCAACAUGUGUAAAAAAAACAGCCGACAGUUCACAUGUAAUACAGUGGAACCUGUAUGCAUGUAUUUGUUUCUUCACAUAAAAGCUGUGUGCUGCAAGACAUAACAUUACUGCAUUCCUU
Messenger RNA from Melanotaenia boesemani (Boeseman's rainbowfish), 2473 nucleotides. Its product is annotated as lysophosphatidic acid receptor 6-like. The transcript has a single exon. Gene Ontology annotation, biological process: phospholipase C-activating G protein-coupled receptor signaling pathway; positive regulation of Rho protein signal transduction. Gene Ontology annotation, molecular function: lysophosphatidic acid receptor activity. Lineage: Eukaryota; Metazoa; Chordata; Actinopteri; Atheriniformes; Melanotaeniidae. Bases 474 to 1520 code for a protein of 348 amino acids. The record is from RefSeq and is a predicted model, not a curated record. Gene Ontology annotation, cellular component: membrane.